AGCUUUAUGCUCAGUAAAGGUACUAUCGCAGCUUCAGCUUUACCCGCGGUCGUUUCGUUUACUCUGAUUCAAUGUUUCCUGCUCCAUUCGGGCAGUCUGGGUGAACGCUCAUUUCCCUUGAUGCCUCUCUCUCCGCGCCCCCUUCUUAUAGCUCUGAGUCACGGUUGGGGUUGACAUUUGCUGGCCAGUCUUCCACUCCGAGCGCCUCUAGACGAAGCCUUUCCACCCCAGCUAUGCGCUUUUCCGCCUUCAAGCGGAUUGCUACCGCGCUUCUCGCCAGUUCCAGCUUAGCUUCAGCCCUGAAUGAGGUGGUCAGAUUUGAAGAUACAGAGUGGGACGACGACAAUUGGAUUAUAAGAACUCAGCACUUCGACCAGGGGCGCUAUCAGUCUCGCAUGUCCCUUGCCAACGGCUACCUCGGAAUUAACCUUGCAGCCAUUGGACCGUUCUUCGAAAUCGAUCAGCCUGCCAAUGGAGACAACUUCAAUGGCUGGCCUCUUUUCAACGUGCGGCAAACAUUCGCAACGAUAGCGGGCUUCUACAAUAGCCAGGGGAGAGCCACAGGCAGCAAUUACCCCUGGUUGUAUGAAUAUGGCGGGGAGAGUUUUAUCAGCGGCGUGCCACAUUGGGCCGGGCUCGUAGUCGAGGCCAAUGGGGCUGUCCUAAACGCUUCAGUCAAUCCUGAACAUAUCUCGUACUUCACUUCGAGUCUCGAUGUCGCGGCGGGAUUCCUGAGCUGGACGUAUACCUGGAAGCCGGGAGGAGGAGAAGCCAUAAAUGUGGAGUACAACAUGUUCGUCCAUAAGCUCCAUGUCAACCAGGCUGCAGUCCAACUCAAACUCACGGCGAGUCGCGACACGAACGUUACCGUAUACGAUGUAUUGGAUGGGGCCUGCGCCGUCCGUGCGGACUUCGUGGACAAAAAGUACGAGACGGAUUCUGCAACCAUUUGGUCUGCCGUGAGUCCGGAAAAUAUCCCGAAUGCCACCGCCUACAUUUAUUCCACCCUUAAGGGCAAUGAGUUCAUUAACCUAAGGACUCGUGCUGAGGUCACAGGGGGAAUAGAAGGCAUCUUCGGCGGCCAUAACGCGUCUUCAAUCGCACAGUCCGUCAAGGUAAAUCUCCUAGCAGGCGCGACGGCCGAGGUGACCAAGUAUGUUGGAGGGGCCUCUUCUGACGCUUUUCCUGAUGCGAAGGCCGUCGCUAGCGCUGCAUCAAUAACCGGCGCCUCACAGGGGUUUGCCACACUUCUGCAUUCGCACAUCCAGGAGUGGGCGACCAUUCUCACCAGAGAUUCGGUUGACAGCUAUCACUACCCCAAUGGUUCGCUUCCCUCUAAUACCAACCUUCAGGAGUUGCAGGUCACAUCUGUUAUGAAUCCUUUCAUGAUCCUCCAGAACACCGUCGGACCAAAUGCCAUUGCGGCGGCUGGGAACAACACGCAUCUGAACAUUCACAGCAUCCCUGUUUGCGGGCUCGGAUCGGAUUGUUACGGCGGGCUGAUCUUCUGGGACGCCGAGACUUGGAUGGCACUCGGAAUGCAACUUUCGCAUCCAAAGCAUAUCGAGCAGGUUGUUAACUACCGCGUCGAGAAGUAUCCGCAGGCGAAAGAGAAUGUCAAGAUGGCUUUCAGCUCGUCGAAGAACCAAACUGGAAGAUUCACUGGAGGAGCCGUCUACCCUUGGACCAGUGGACGUUAUGGCAACUGCACGGGCACCGGCCCUUGCUUCGAUUAUGAGUAUCAUCUGAACGGUGACAUUGCUAUCACUUUCCGGAAUCAAUAUGCCGUGACAGGGGAUGUUCAACAGUUUACGGAGAAGCUGCUUCCCAUCUCAAACGAUAUUGCAUACUUUUUCGGCGAAGUCCUCGAUUUCAACGAGACAUCGGGCCACUAUGAACUCUGGAAUGCCACCGAUCCGGACGAGUAUGCGAACAAUAUCAAUGGAGCUGGCUUUACUACCGCGCUUAUCCAGAAGCACUUCAAUGAGACGAAUGAGCUCAAUGCUAUGUUUGGACUGCCGCGGAACGAGACCUGGACCUCGAUUGCGGAGAAUAUGCGUCUUCCAGUGAACGAAGACGUGGGCAUUGUGCUAGAAUACGACACCAUGAACGGCUCUAUCGUGGUCAAACAAGCAGACGUCGUUCUGGUGGACGAUAUCCUCCACUACCAAAACCCAUACAGCCUGGCAGACUUGGACUACUACGCAAACAAGCAGUCUCCUGAUGGACCUGGAAUGACCUACGCCGCCUUUAGCAUCGUUGCGAAUGAGAUAUCACCGUCGGGUUGUUCGAGCUACACCUAUGAUCUAUACUCGUCCCAGCCGUACAUUCGCGCUCCGUGGUUCCAAUAUUCGGAGCAGCUCAUCGAUAACUUCUAUUUGAACGGCGGAACCCAUCCUGCAUUCCCCUUCCUUACUGGUAUGGGUGGAGCGAACCGCGUCGGCAUCUUUGGCUAUCUGGGAUUGCGCCUGUUCGUUGACAAGCUAGACAUCGACCCUUCCCUCCCACCGCAAAUCGCACAUCUUAGCUACCGGACCUUCUAUUGGCAAGGCCAUGGCAUCAACGCAACGUCCAACACCACCCAUACUACCCUCGUCCGCUUACCCGCGGAGAACUAUACUCUCCCCACCGCAAAUCAGGAAUUCUUCAGCAAACCUAUCCCAGUAACACUAGGAACCCGCCCCGGCAACUUCACUCUGGGCAACGAACCGCUCAUUGUCCCAAACCGUAUGAUCGGCCAAACCGAAACUGUCGCCGGCAACAUCCUGCAAUGCAAGCCCAUCGUCCCCGGCGACUCCCAGCACCUCCCGGGCCAAUUCCCCAUCGCCGCCAUCGACGGCGCCUCGUCCACAAAAUGGCAGCCCGAGAACUCAACCCGCAUGAACUACAUCAGCGUCGACCUCGGAACCACCUCCUUCUCCCCUAUCAAAGCUGUCAUGUUCGACUGGGGCAAGGAGCCGCCAUCCUACUACGAAGUCCUGUUCAGCAAUAGCUCACUGCCUCCAUUUGAUGAAGGCAGUGAUGUGCGGAAUGUGACGAGUGGGUCGGUGCAAGUUAGCGAGCCGUUUGAUGCUGCGAGAGCAUUCGUUAUUCAGCCGAUUAAGGGGAAUCAGACGAAUGUUACGUUGGCGGAGGGGGUGUGGAGUGGCAGAUUUGCGCAUUUGGGGAUAUUAGGGAAUUUGGCCGGGGGUAGGAAGGAUGAUGCGGGAGGAACGGUAGCGGAGUGGAAUUUGGUUAGGGAGUAACUUGGUAGGUUGGUGGGUAAUGCGCACGGGGUAGGCUUCUGCCCCGAGGAAUUGCUGCCGUUUAGUCGCGGUGCUUGGAAUUAAAGUGAAUGUAUGUUUACUUAAUGAAUCGCAA
Messenger RNA from Trematosphaeria pertusa, 3360 nucleotides. RefSeq names its product carbohydrate-binding module family 32 protein. Gene Ontology annotation, cellular component: fungal-type cell wall. Gene Ontology annotation, biological process: trehalose catabolic process. NCBI's taxonomy places the organism in Eukaryota, Fungi, Ascomycota, Dothideomycetes, Pleosporales, Trematosphaeriaceae. Gene Ontology annotation, molecular function: carbohydrate binding; alpha,alpha-trehalase activity. The record is from RefSeq and is a predicted model, not a curated record. The transcript has a single exon. Bases 234 to 3245 code for a protein of 1003 amino acids.